Molecule: messenger RNA, 803 nt
Organism: Paramisgurnus dabryanus
Lineage: Eukaryota; Metazoa; Chordata; Actinopteri; Cypriniformes; Cobitidae
Gene: ppiaa
Product: peptidylprolyl isomerase Aa (cyclophilin A)
Biological process (GO): protein peptidyl-prolyl isomerization; protein folding; response to hypoxia
Cellular component (GO): cytoplasm
Molecular function (GO): cyclosporin A binding; peptidyl-prolyl cis-trans isomerase activity
Source: RefSeq, a predicted model, not a curated record
CGGCCUUCAUUCGGUCUUUCGCAAGUUGUAAGCGCACCGUCGUUAAACCGUUUACCCACCUCAGCAUCAUCCAAACUUAAAACAUCUUAAAUCAUGGCAAAGCCCAGAGUUUUCUUCGAUAUUACCGCAGACGGCAAGCCGGUCGGGAGAGUGAUCAUGGAGCUGAGAGCUGAUGUUGUCCCCAGGACAGCAGAGAACUUCAGGCAGCUGUGCACAGGAGAGCCUGGCUAUGGCUACAAAGGAUCCACUUUCCAUCGUGUCAUCCCUGACUUCAUGUGUCAGGGUGGUGACUUCACAAAGCACAAUGGAACCGGUGGAAAGUCCAUUUACGGAAAUAAGUUUGCCGAUGAGAACUUCACCCUGAAACACACUGGUGCUGGUAUCCUGUCCAUGGCCAAUGCUGGUCCCAACACCAAUGGUUCCCAGUUCUUCAUCUGUACAGCUGCUACUUCAUGGCUGGAUGGCAAGCACGUUGUUUUUGGACAGGUUGUGGAGGGCUUGGAUGUCAUCAAGAAAGUUGAGAGUUUUGGUUCUAGUAGUGGAAAGACCAGCGCCAAGAUCGUCGUUGCUAAUUGUGGCGAGCUGUAAACACCUCAACCACCAUUUUCACCAAAACUUUAGUCUAGUUACCCCUCAGUACUCCCUCUCCUAAAUCUUGCAGUUAACCGCAACAUUCCUGUCAAACUUUUAUAACCCCACAUCGUCCAUUUGUUUAUGACGAGUUGCCUUUAUCUGUUUUCUUUUACAAAUGAAGUCAUGUAGGCUUAUUUGUGUAUCAAAUUCUGAAAAUAAAGGGGAACAAU